This is a messenger RNA of Scheffersomyces stipitis CBS 6054, 1710 nucleotides long. RefSeq names its product glutamate decarboxylase (gene GAD1). NCBI's taxonomy places the organism in Eukaryota, Fungi, Ascomycota, Pichiomycetes, Serinales, Debaryomycetaceae. Bases 1 to 1710 code for a protein of 569 amino acids. Gene Ontology annotation, biological process: L-glutamate catabolic process. Gene Ontology annotation, molecular function: pyridoxal phosphate binding; glutamate decarboxylase activity. The record is from RefSeq and is a predicted model, not a curated record. The transcript has a single exon. Gene Ontology annotation, cellular component: cytosol.
AUGACUUUAUCUAAGCAUAUUGACGCCGAAGUCCUUGAGACGGCACUCUUGAAGAAUGCUGUCAAGCUGAAGUUGACCAAAAGAGAAGAAUACAUCUCUCAGUACGACUCUGAAAAGUUGGUGCCCAAAUACGAAAUUCCACUGCACUCAUCUUCGGGUGAAUUGGUCUACAAAUACUUGCUGGAAGAAUUGACCUUGGACGGCAACCCCACGUUGAACCUUGCCUCGUUUGUAAACACUAGCUGUGACGACACCCAAUUGAAGUUAAUUACUGACAAUAUUGUCAAGAACUUGGCCGAUAACGACGAAUACCCUCUGCUUAUCGACUUCCAGCAAAGAUGUAUUAGCAUCUUGUCCAAUUUGUGGCAUGCUCCAACCAAAGUUGACUCCACGGGUAAAAAGGUAAUCAACUCAAUUGGAACAGCCACAACCGGCUCUUCUGAGGCUAUUAUGUUAGCUGGGUUGGCAUUGAAGAAGAGAUGGCAGGAAAAGAGAAAGGCUGCUGGUAAGCUGACAGAAAAUCCCAACAUCAUCAUGGCCAGUGUUGCCCAGGUUGCCUUGGAAAAGUUUGCCCGUUAUUUCGACGUCGAGGACAGACUUAUUCAUGUCAAUGAGGAAUCGGGUCACCUUAUCGAUAUCUCCAAAAUCAAAGAAGCCGUAGAUGAAAACACGAUCGGGAUCUUUGUGAUCCUUGGUUCGACUUUCACCGGUGCGUUCGAGCCUGUUGAGCAAAUCUCACACUUGCUUGACGAAAUUGAGAAGGAAAAGGGUCUUGAUGUAAGAAUCCAUGUCGAUGGUGCUUCAGGUGGGUUCGUAGCUCCGUUUGUCUAUCCCCACUUAAAGUGGGAUUUCCAGAUCCCCAGAGUUGAUUCCAUCAACACUUCUGGUCACAAGUUUGGUUUAACCACUGCUGGCUUGGGCUGGGUCAUUUGGAAGGACAGCGAAUUGUUGCCCAAGUCUCUCAAGUUCUCUUUAGACUACUUGGGAGGUGUAGAAGAGACGUUUGGUUUGAACUUCUCCAGAGCUGGUUUCCCAGUGGUUCUCCAGUACUACAAUUUCUUGACUUUGGGAAAAGAAGGAUACUCUAAGAUCUUCAACUCUUGUAUCUCCAAUGCAAGAUUGUUGUCCAACAUCUUGGAAAAAUCUGAGUAUUUUGAAGUGUUGUCUGUCAUCCACAAGGAAGUGAGUGACGAGAGAGCUGCUCAAGUGUAUACCAAGGUUCACCACGUCGAUAGCAAACAUACCAAGGAAGCUAUUCACAACGAGAAGUUUGAACCUGGUUUGCCAGUUGUAGCUUUCAGAUUCUCCAAGGAAUUGAGAGAAACCUACCCUGAGAUUCCCCAGGGUAUUUUCUCUACCUUGUUGAGAAACAAGGGCUACAUUGUUCCCAACUACCAUUUGCCUCCAGAUGAAGGAGAAAAGGAAAUCUUGAGAGUGGUUGUUCGUCAGUCGCUCAGCUUGAACCUCCUUGAGAAGUUGGUCAAGGACAGCAUUGAAGCUGUUGAGUUGUUGAUCAAGUCGUGCAAGGAUGUCCGUGACGUUAUCCACGCUAAACACACUACAGAAGAGGUGGACAAGGGUCUUGUCUACAGCUUGUUGUUGUCCAUCUCGUCCGGCGGAGUAGAAGACAAGAAGGAAAUCCAGCACGAGCAGCUUAAGCAGGCCAGUGUCAACCCCAAGCACAAGAGAAGGUACAGAGCUACGUGUUAG